Petromyzon marinus (sea lamprey) is the source of this 6439-nucleotide messenger RNA. Lineage: Eukaryota; Metazoa; Chordata; Hyperoartia; Petromyzontiformes; Petromyzontidae. The record is from RefSeq and is a predicted model, not a curated record.
AUGGGGCCUACACUGUGCCAGCACGGGGCCAACACGGGGUCCUACACGGGGCCUACACGGGGCCUACACUCGGCGGGCAGUGCGGCGGCGGCGUGUGAUUGUGGCGAGUGCGGUGAGUGCGGUGCCGUGGGGGCGUCACUCGAGGCGGUGCUGGAGCGGUGGGGGAACACGGCCUCCAAGAUGCCAUGCACCACGACGCUGGACGCCUAUGGCAAGCCACUCGGCACGCUCACUUACGGCAAGCUGUGGAGCCGGAGCGUGAAGGUGGCCUUCCACUGCUCCACAAACUCAGCGGCAAGCCGUGACAGCGGUCUCAAGCCGGGACACAGGGUGGCGCUGGUCUACCCCAACAGCGACGCCACCGCGUUCGUCACCGCAUUCUACGGCUGCCUCCUGGCCCAGCUCACGCCGGUGCCCGUCGAGGUGCCGCUCUCCCGCAAGGAUUCGGCGAGCCAGCAGAUCGGCUUCCUGCUGGGCACAUGUGGCGUGGCCGUGGCGCUCACGAGCGACGCGUGCCACCGCGGCCUUCCCAAGGGCCCCACCGGUGACAUCGUGCAGUUCAAAGGCUGGCCCAAGGUGCAGUGGUUCGUCACCGACUCGCGGAACCUCUCGAAGCCGCCCAAGGACUGGAGGCCUCACGUCCACGAGGCCGACGGCCAGCACGGCAAUGAUCGAUACAAGACGGGCAGGGAGGGCAGCGUGGUGGGCGUCACGGUGACGCGCCGCGCCGCGCUGGAGCACUGCCGCGCCCUGCGCCAGGCCUGCGCCUACAUCGAAGGGGAAACCAUGGUGAAUGUCCUCGACUUCAAAAAGGACGUGGGUCUCUGGCACGGGAUUCUGGCGGGAGUGUUUUGCAUGCUGCACGUGGUGUGCGUCCCCUACGCCCUCAUGAAGGUCAACCCCGUGUCCUGGCUGCAGAAGGUGUUCGCUUACAAAGCGAGCGUGGCGUGUGUGAAGUCGCGCGACCUGCACUGGGCCAUGGUGGGCUUCCAGGAGCAGAAGGACGUGGAGCUCGGCUCGCUGCGCUCGCUGCUCGUCGCUGACGCUGCCAACCCCUGGUCGCUGUCGUCCUGCGACGCCUUCGUGUCGACGUUCCGGUGCCGGGGCCUGCGCCCCGAGGCCGUGCAGCCCUGCGCCUACUCAGCAGAGGGGCUCACCGUCGCCAUCCGGCGGCGGGCGAGGAGCCGGGCGGGACCCCGGACGGUGGUGAGCGUGGUGAGGACGGACGCACCGGCGCUCUGCCGGGAGGACGAGCUGGGGGAACUCUGCGUGAGCUCCGGCGGCACCGCCUCCGGCUACUUUGCCCUGCCCGGCAUCACCAAGGCCUGCUUUGAGCUCUCACCGCUCAGCGAGUCGGGCGUGCCGGUGGACGCAGAGUUCCCGUUCGUGCGUACCGGACUCCUGGGCUUCGUGUCGCCCGCCGGUAUGGUGAGCGUGGUGAGCCGUGUGGACGGCUCCAUGUUGGUGAGUGGCCGGCGCCACAGCUCGGACGACGUCGUGGCCACCGUGCUUGCUGUGGAGCCCGGCAAGUUCGUCUUCCGGGGGAGGAUCUCAGUGUUCUCCGUCACCGUUCUGCAUGACGAGCGGAUCGUGGUGGUGGCUGAGCAGCGCCCGGACGCAUCGGAGGACGACAGCUUCCAGUGGAUGACUCGGGUUCUGCAGGCCGUGGACGGGGUGCACCAGGUGGGCGUCUACUGCAUGGCGCUGCUGCCCGCCAACUCCCUGCCCAAGACGCCGCUGGGCGGCAUCCACCUGUCGGAGGUGCGCCAGCGCUUCCUGGAGGGGACCCUGCACCCCUGCAACGUGCUCGUGUGCCCGCACACCUGCGUCACCAACCUGCCCAAGCCGCGGCAGAAGCAGCCAGUGGAUGUGGGCCCGGCCUCCGUGAUGGUCGGGAGUCUGGUGGCCGGGAAGAGAAUCGCGCAGGCGAGCGGCCGCGACCUGGGCCCCUGCGACGACGACCCCACCAAGAAGAGUCUCUACCUCUCCGAGGUGCUGCAGUGGAGAGCCGUCACCACUCCAGACCACGUCAUCUUCAUCCUGCUCAACGCCAAGGGCGCGGUGGCCAGCUCCGUGAGCUGCCUGCAGCUCCACCGGCGCGCCGAGAGGGUGGCGGUGGCGCUGCUGGAGAGGGCGCGGGUGAACCCCGGCGACCACGUGGCGCUCCUCUACGCGCCAGGGAUCGAGCUGAUCGCGUCAUUCUACGGCUGCCUGUACGUGGGCUGCGUCCCCGUCACGGUGCGGCCCCCACAGCCGCAGCACGUCGCCACGACGCUACCCACCGCCAGGAUGGUCGUCGAGGUGAGCAAGUCGGCCUGCGUCCUGACGUCGCAGGCCGUGGUGAAGCUGCUGCGCUCCAAGGACGCGGGGCCCGCGGUGGACGCCAGAGCCUGGCCGCUCAUCAUUGACACAGACGACCUGCCCAAGCGGAGGCCCACGCAGCUCUACUCGCCCUGCGAGCCCGACGCACUCUGCUACCUCGACUACAGCGUCUCCACCAGCGGCACGCUCGCGGGGGUCAAGAUGCCGCACGGUGCGGUGGGUGCGCUGUGCCGCUCCAUCAAGCUGCAGUGCGAGCUGUACCCGUCGCGCGAGGUCGCCCUCUGCCUCGACCCCUACUGCGGCAUGGGCUUCGUGCUCUGGUGUCUCAGCAGCGUGUACUCGGGCCACCAGUCGAUCCUCAUCCCGCCGUCGGAGCUGGAGCUGAACGUGUCCCUGUGGCUGUCUGCCGUGAGCCAGUACCGCGUGCGGGACACCUUCUGCUCCUACUCCGCCAUGGAGCUGUGCACACGCGGCCUCGGGACCCAGACCGACGUGCUCAAGGCACGUGGCGUGGACCUGUCCCGGGUGCGCACGUGCGUGGUGGUGGCGGAGGAGCGUCCGCGCGCCGCCCUGACGCUCUCCUUCUCCAAGCUCUUCCGCCACCUGGGCCUGCACGCCCGCGCCGUCACCACCGCCUUCGGCUGCCGCGUCAGCCCCGCCGUGUGCCUGCAGCCUCACAGGCUCGGGAAGACGUCAGAGCAGCAGACUACGGCAGGGCCCGACCCCACCACGGUGUACGUGGACACGAGGGCACUGUGGCACGACCGGGUUCGGAUCGUGGAGAGGGGAGCUCCUCACAGUGUUGCACUGAUGGAGUCAGGCAAGAUCCUGCCGGGCGUGCGGGUCAUCAUCGUGAGUCCCGAGCACCGGGGUCCCCUCGGGGACUCCCACCUCGGGGAGAUCUGGGUGAGCAGCCCGCACAGCGCCAGCGGCUACUUCUCGGUACACGGCGACGACGCUCGCUGCUCCGAGCACUUCGGAGCGCGGCUCAGCUUCGGCGACACACACACGGCGUGGGCACGCACCGGCUACCUGGGCUUCCUGCGGCGCACGGAGCUCACCGACGCCAGUGGCGAGCGCCACGAUGCGCUGUACGUGGUGGGCGCGCUGGAGGAGGCGAUGGAGCUCAAGGGGCUGCGCUACCACCCCAUCGACAUCGAGUCGUCCAUUCUGCGCGCCCACCGCAACAUCGCCGAAUGCGCCGUGUUCGAGUGGACCGACCUCCUCGUCGUGGUGCUGGAGCUCCAGGGCUCCGAGCAGGAGGCCCUCGACCUCGUCGCCCUCGUCACGGCCACGGCCCUCGAGGAGCAUCACCUCCUGGUUGGCGUCGUGGUGGUGGUGGACGUGGGCGUCAUACCCAUCAACUCGCGCGGGGAGAAGCAGCGCUUGCACCUGCGUGACGGAUUCUUCGCGGACAAACUCGACCCCAUCUACGUGGCCUACAACAUGUGACGACGGCACGCGUGGCGACGUGUGGACGAGCCCUGACCAUGCGUAGCGUGACGGCAAGCGUGUUGGUUGACGUCACGAGACGUGGUAGCGUUUGAUGGCACGUGACGGCAACGCGUGGCACGUGACGGCAACGUGUGGCACGUGACGGCAACGCCUGGCACGUGACGGCACCGCGUGGCACGUGACGGCAACGCUUGGCACGUGACGGCAACGCGUGGCACGUGACGGCAAUGCGACACACGUUGGGGUCACGCCGGGUAACGUGGACACGCGCGGUGGAAACGUACGCGGAGUGAUGGACAGAUGUGGGUGACAUGCGGACAGACACAGGGUACACACGGACAACACGCGGAGUAACUGAGAAAUACACGCAGACAAAGAUCCCCCGUGUAGCCUUUAGCAUGCUGUUGGGGCAAGUGCUGUUAGCGAGUAGCACCUCUGAAGGCCGGCACGGCGCAUGAGGGGGUGGGUGGCCAGCACCACGUCUGGCCACCUUUGUUUACACAACGCCACGAGGUACUCAUUUGAGAGCGAGUCGACAUAGGAGAGGCCCAGGGCUGGUUCAGAUAUUUGCCAAGUGUUGGCUGCGAGCAGGAAUCUAACCUCGGGGCGCGCAGGGCUCAUCGUGCAGUGCGCCAACCGCUCCCACGUACACUGUACAGGACACACACACAACACACCACCUUCACGUCAACGGCCAAUAGCAGUAGAGCCAGCGGUGGAAAUUCCACGUUACUAUGCCGGGGACCAGUGCAUCAACAGGACAACCCCUGUUGAUUUCCCUCAAAGUGGUGCUACUCCUCCUAUCCACCCAGGGAAGGACGAUGGCUUUCACGUUGCAACGUCCUGCGUGUGAAGUUGCUCAUUGGGAGCUGUUAUGCAUACGCAUGUUGAGCCUGGAGAGCCUCACGGAGCCUCGCGGAGCCACGAGACUCCUUUGCAGGGGUGCGGAGGGUCCUGCCGCGUGUUCACAGUUUGGGGGGGGGGGGCGGAGGGGGGGUGGCGAUGCUGCUGUUGCUGCUCCGUGCAAUGCGAAUGCAGCGAUGUUUGCGGUGAUUAUUCAGCAAGUGGUGAUGAUUUGGUCGCCAUCCGUUGUCGUGUUGUUUGUGCGCGUGUGUGGUGUGUGUGGGGGUUGUCGCCAUGGGAUGAAACGAGAGAACGGAGGGGAGAGAGAGAGAAUGUGCACACUCAGAGCCGGGAGUCCAACCCAGGCUUCCUCCGUGGUGCCACCGACGAAGGUCACUUGAUUGUGUGUGGAACGGAGCGAGCCGCCGAUUCAUCACUGGCUUUUUGGAGUCCGGAUCGUGCCGGUAAAAAAAUAAAAAAAAAUGCGUGUGUAGUAGUACCCUCCUCCACCCGACAUGGCCGAUGUAGCAAGAUUGCCACGUCAAACAGACACUGCCAAUGUAUUGUUAGAGCCACGAGAGCCCACGGCCGUGCGACUGUGAUCAUGCGACCCGAACGAUGGACCGCACGGUGAACCCACCACGGUGGUCUGCGCUCCUUCGUGCUCGUACAUUGAACGCCUUUCGCGCAGCACGUGACCAACCGUGCUGAGCGGAGGUGCGGGGGAAUGACAAACUAGCACAGAAAAAGCAGUUCAACAGAAAUGAUUUUGCAAUCUGGAUGUGGAAAAGGGAAAGUGAUGGGCAGAGGAAAGCGAUUAAGGGAGCCCUUGACUGUGUGUGUGUGUGUGUGCGUGUUUAACUUAUUUCGCACGGUGCGUCACCAGCCGUGCUGAUUGGAGGUGCGGGGGAAGAGUGAUCCACAUAUAACGCGUGUCGCACCUCCGGUGAGCGCGGUUGGCUACGUACGGUGUGAAGGAAGUUCAGUUCAACGUACACACAACAAUUGGGUCCACACGGACGCUUAGCUGGAAGUUGCAACCAGCAUCGUCGGGCGAGUUACCGAAGCGAUCUGCCCCAAAGCAGUCAAUUGUGAAUCCAGUUAUAUUUAGCACAAUAGUCUCAGACAUAUGUUAUAUAUUACACACGUCGCUAUCUAAACAAAUUGUAUAAAACAAAUUUAAGAUAAAUACUGUGUACAUUGCAUAAGUCGUGUGUAUGUACAAUACCUGUAUAGGUAAAGAUUCAAGCCUCCGAGUUCUAGGUAUUUGGCCUACUCUUCCACGUUGGACAAACGUCUCGAAAAGGUGCGUGUGUAUGUACAUAUUGUUAGCCAGUCGUCUAAGUCGGUCAACCCGUGGCACCUGGGUCUGUUCUGUGACCUGCCAGCGAGCAUUCGACGCUUCAAGUGGCCUCAAAGUGCACUUGGCCUGGCACAAGCGCUGUGGCGAUAUCACCGCCACUUGGUGGUCACCGGCGGCUGUUGUCAUUGUUGGCAUAUUUGGGGGCACAGGUGGUGCCUCUGCCAAGUUCAGUCUGUCAACCCACGUGGCACCUACCUGGGUCUGUCCCGGGACCACCUCCUGCACCUAGCCUGGCACAGGAGUCAACUAAUGGCACUUACCUGGGUCUGUCCCGUGGAGCUCCUGGCAGCAGCAGCAGCAGCAGCGCCUUCCACACCGUGACAGCUUUCGAGGUGCACGUGGCCUGGCACAAAGCGUGGUGACGUCACCGCCACCAAGUGUGAAAAUGGCGGCUGCUGUUGUGCACAUAUACAUACAGACCGGGACUUCUACUUACGAACUUUCGACUUACAAACU